Messenger RNA from Scatophagus argus, 1587 nucleotides. RefSeq names its product cyclin-dependent kinase inhibitor 1C-like. Gene Ontology annotation, molecular function: cyclin-dependent protein serine/threonine kinase inhibitor activity. Bases 205 to 852 code for a protein of 215 amino acids. The transcript is spliced from 3 exons. Lineage: Eukaryota; Metazoa; Chordata; Actinopteri; Scatophagidae. Gene Ontology annotation, cellular component: nucleus. Gene Ontology annotation, biological process: regulation of cell cycle. The record is from RefSeq and is a predicted model, not a curated record.
CACUACGAAGGUGUAUUUAAACUGAACUGUGUGGUGGAGAGAGACGGGCGAGCGAGGAGAGAGAGGAACACACACACACACACACGUCAGGCACAACAACAGCAACAACAACAAUAACAACAGGUACUCGCUCAUCAGGGAUCGAUCAACCAAAUCGGGUAUCUUCUCUUGUAAUUUUGAGGCUCCGUUGGAAAGAUUUUGGAGAUGUCCAACGUCCAGUUAUCGAGCAGCGCGCUGGAGAGGCUGGUGGCCCGGAGGACCUUCCCUCUCCACAGACGCACAAGCGUCUGCCGCAACCUCUUUGGUCCGGUGGAUCAUGACGAGCUCAGCCGGGACAUGAAAGCCAAGCUGAGAGAGAUUUCCGAGCGGGACCAACAGAGAUGGAACUUUAAUUUCGAGACCAACACCCCGCUGGAUGGGAAUUACGAGUGGGAAGAGGCGCCCGUGGAUAAGACCCCGGCGUUUUAUCGGGACUGUGUUCAGAGCGACAGGACCAGGGUGCCUGCCACUCCCGUCAAGCAGACGCCCUCCGCGGACUCUGUUCUCCCGGAGCCCCCUCGUUUGGAUGUAAUGGAGCGCCUGGCUUUGCCCGAGAACAGCAGCACUCCCUCCCCGGUGGAGGUCAACCAGGAAAACCGCUCAGACAAGCUCAACUCAGGGAAGCCGACUCACAGACAGGUCCCGUGUGUUAGACGCAAGAGGACGGCCACUACUGACAACAACACACACAUCACAGACUUCUUCGUGAAACGAAAGAGGGCUGCUGAUAGAAAAUCUAAUGAUGUGAGCGGCUGCCAUCAAUCCAAGUCCCCAAUCCCGGUGGAACAAACUCCACGUAAGAGGAUCCGUUGAAGGUCGUUUUGCACUAUAUGCCUGCGCAUUUUCGAGGAUCGAGGGGAGGAUGUGCCCUCCCCAACGCCACCCCCGCCCCCUGCAACUCAAAACGCCGGAGAAGAGAAGACAGGGGACGGUGUCCGGAGACAGAAGCCCCGACCGGCCGGCCGCCGCGGCUCGGUGCGCCCCGGCGGAGCGCAGCCUGAACACCAGAACAGAUUCUCAGGACUGAAACGGUUUGAGGGGGAGGGAAGGGAGUGGAAAGAGCAAAAUUUCGCCGAAUGACUUCUAUCCAGUACAAAUGUAGCAUUCAUUGUUGCUUUUGCAUACAGCCACUCGACAGUGUUAAAUGUUUUAACAUCUGUGCAAUCCUAAAUUACUUUAAAAAAGAAUUGUCUACACUGGCCAAAAGUGUACAGCUUUAUAGAGACAAUAGCUUAUAAAUGUUUAUUUCUGUUCUGUUUUUUUCUGUAAAUGUAUAUUUUAAGACUAUUCUAACUUAUAAUUUAUUUAUGUUUCUUUAUAUUUGUUAAAAUGCCUUGACGAUUUAGCCAGAGGGCAUAUUUUUAUUUUAUUUUAUUAUUUCCAUUUUGUAUUGUGAUGUUUUGCAAUCAUGUAGCUUCCCCAUAGUAGUUCACACUUGAAAAAAAAUAGGUUUCUUUGUGUUUCUGAGCCGUUUUUUGUGUUUUCAUACAAGUGCCCUAAUUAUGUCUUGCAAGAGAUGAGAAUAAAAUAUUUUUCACUUCAACUUUA